UACAAUUUGACAAGCAGCCAAUCCGCGCCAUGACAGAGUGACACGUGACACAGAGUGAGUUCCGACUGUGGCUUGGGGGAAACAGAUCGACAUUCAGCCACGGGAGAAACGCACUUUGCGGCCUGUGGAAGUGCCUCCUGAGUGAUGGCCUCACCCGUGUCUGUCUGCAACUCCAACUCUUUGGACACACACAUCUCUAGCGUGUCCAGAGACUCUCUAAAGAUGGAGCCACUCACUGAUGUGUCGCUGUUGCCCGGGGAGGACGGGGUCAUAGAAAAAGAAGUCAUCUACAUCUGUCCCUUCAACGGCCCAGUCAAAGGCAAAGUACUCAUAACCAACUACAGAUUGUACUUCAGGAGCUCGGACGCGGAUUUGAUUGUAACGCUAGAUGUUCCUCUGGGUGCCAUCAGUCGAGUGGAGAAGAUGGGCGGAGCUUCGAGUCGGGGAGAAAACUCAUACGGCCUGGACAUCACCUGCAAGGACAUGAGGAAUCUCAGGUUUGCGUUGAAGCAGGAGGGUCACAGCAGGAGAGACAUCUUUGAUUUCCUUUUCAGACUUGCAUUUCCUCUCUCACAUGGACUGCAUCUGUUUGCCUAUGUAACACAGGAGAAGUAUGAGGAGAAUGGCUGGAAUGUUUAUAAAGCCAUGGAUGAGUUGAGGCGGCAGGGUUUACCUAAUAACAAGUGGCGCAUUACCUUCAUCAAUAAGAACUACGAGCUAUGUGACACCUACCCCACCGUGUUGGCGGUCCCAUACAAAAGUAAAGAGGAGGAUCUGAGGAAAGUGGCAGCGUUCAGGUCGAGGUCUCGUAUACCGGUUUUGUCCUGGAUCCACAGGGAGAACCAGGCAGUAAUCGUGCGUUGCAGUCAGCCCCUGGUUGGGAUGUCAGGAAAGAGGAACAAAGAUGACGAGAGAUACCUGGAGAUGAUCAGAGAGGCCAAUGAUACACCCAAACUCACAAUAUACGACGCUCGGCCCAGUGUGAACGCUGUGGCCAACAAGGCCACUGGAGGAGGUUACGAGGGGGACGAGUACCAAAACGCAGAACUCGUAUUCUUGGACAUCCAAAAUAUUCACGUCAUGAGGGAAUCGCUGAAGAAGCUUAAAGAUAUUGUCUAUCCGAAUGUGGAGGAGUCUCACUGGCUCUCGAGUCUGGAGUCCACACACUGGCUUGAACAUAUCAAGCUGGUAUUGUCAGGGGCCAUCCAGGUGGCAGACAAAGUGUCCACGGGGAACUCUGUGCUGGUGCACUGCAGUGACGGCUGGGACCGGACUGCACAGCUCACCUCUUUGGCCAUGCUCAUGCUGGACAGCCACUAUCGCACACUCCGAGGGUUUGAGGUGCUAAUUGAAAAAGAGUGGAUCAGCUUUGGACACAAGUUUGCCUCGAGGAUAGGUCACGGAGACAAGAACCACGCGGACCAGGACCGAUCCCCCAUCUUUGUGCAGUUCAUCGAUUGCGUCUGGCAAAUGACCAAACAGUUUCCAACAGCCUUUGAGUUCAAUGAGCGCCUCCUGCUGACCAUCCUGGAUCACCUGUACAGCUGCAGGUUCGGGACGUUCCUCUAUAACUGUGAGAAUGCUCGGGAUCAAAAUGAAGUCCGGAUCAAAACAGUGUCACUUUGGUCUCUUGUCAACAGUAAAACAGAUUUUUAUUUAAAUCCUUUCUACACGCCAGAGCCCAACAUGGUGCUCUGUCCUGUUGCCAGCAUGCGCCACCUAGAGCUUUGGGUAUCUUACUACAUCCGAUGGAAUCCACGCAUAAGACAACAGCAGAGCCCGGUGGAGCAGCGCUACAGGGAGCUGCUGGCCCUCAGAGACGAGUACUUGAAGAAACUGGAGGAGCUUCAGCUUUCCGACUCCAGCCCUGCACCGCGAGUGGCCAACAGCACCACCCCCAACACGCCCUCCUCCAACUCCUCUACACCCUCGCAGCACUGCACCCACCUCCAAACGCACUUCUGAGAGCUCGUACUGUGGCUUUUGUCGCCCGCGCACAGGAAGUACCCGGCUGUGGGGAAGUAGGAAUGCUAAUAGUUAGUUUGGUUAACGCCUAACACCCGAGUGGUGCUAGUGGUGAUUAUGCAAUACGUCACACUAUAGCCUUGUCUCUUGACGUUCCUUUACACUCAUCUACAGUGAAGCCUUAAAGACGUUUGGUGAUGUUCCGGAAAAGGGCUUUAACUCGGAACAGAGCACUGUACUGUACACAACAGGAACAAACAGGUUUACUAUAAUCCGCCCGACUUUCCUCCCUUUAACUGUCUGUCUGUCUACAAAGAGUCAGCCAACAACUCGUCACAGCAGGGCCGCCACUGCUUUCAGGGACGCUCAGUGAAAAUCAGGGCUUUUUCUUGAAUUAGAUACAACACCAGGCAGAUCGGCUGGAUGAUAGGGUAGACCAUGCAACAUAAACGUGCAGCCGCAUUCAUGUGGCUCUCAGAUUGUGGCAAAACCAAGAGUAGAGUUUUAUUCCCUUGAUAAAAAAUUUGUUUAAAUGGGCUACUUUUGACAGUAUAGUUCAGUUCAAGUGCUUUUCUUGACACAAAAACAUGUCUUGCCAAAUGCUCUGUUGAUCAGGGUGUUUAUAAAAGGAAAAAGGGCAGGGACCUACCUUGGAUGAGCCACUUCUAACUGUAACAGGGUACACAUAGCCAAUCAGAGUAUGUUCUUUUUAAUCAUUGCUGCAGAACUGCCACCAGUGGUCCAAAGGAAAUACACAUGUAGAGGGACACAUGAAUGCGGCGUCACCGUUGUGUUUUGAUAAACUGAAAUGGAGUUUGUAUUUACCCUGUGCAAUUAACUGACUAAAAUUACUAGUGCUUUCAGGAGUUCGUGUGGCCAAUGUUCAACGCACCUUGCAACACAAACUACUCCUACUGCUGCUUUACUUUUAAACUGAAUCUAAAGGAAUUUAAGGACUCUAGUAUUAAACUGCUACUGUCCCUGCGUUGGAGGCUUGUCCCCAACUAUAUGUAAAUAGCACUUCAGUUAGAUUUUUUUUUUUUUUUAGGACAGAAUGGUUUAUUGGUGAUUUGGAGUUGACUGGUUUUACUCUCUGCUGUCACCUCAGCUCACCUAAAAGCAGUAUUUUUCUAACCUUUCUAAGCUAAGCACCAAAACUGUCCCUAAACAAUGAACUUGUUGGGCAUUUUGGUGCGUUUUAGGUGCUCGAGGUAGUGUAUAGGGAAAUGACGUGGUGUUUGCCUCUGAUCCUGCUUGAUUUGGUGUGGUUUUUGUUUCUGUUUUGUUUUUUCACUCGCAAAUGUCAAUGAUGUUAAACAUGCCAAGAAUACCAAACACCGAAGUUGACUGUUAACAAAGGAUAGUAUUUGGCAUGCAAGUUUUCAUUCACAAUAACAAUCAAAAUAUUUUCAUAUUUUGUACAUUGUAAAAAGAAAACAGCUCAUACUUAUUUAUAAUAUUACCUAAUAGUACAGAGAUGUUAUCGGUUUCAGUACAACAGUGUGGAGGCUGACGAUUUUUACAUGCAUGGUUACAAUCAGAUAGUGUUCUCCCAAAUUUGGCAGCUUUGUCUAAACCUUUCAAAAAUUUUAUCUGGUAUUAUAGAGAAGGCAAUUAUUUUGAAAUAGUUUGUGGAAACACAAUCUCAAUUUAAAGGAGCAAACAGAAGUCAUGUAACAAAACACUUAGGAAACACUGCGACUAGAACAAAUGAAUGAGAGGUAUUAGCCUUUGUCUAUUAUACGUCAAUUAAAUCUAAUGAAAAAGCAAAUGCAGAUAUUGAUAAACAGAUUUUAUAUUCAUUGCCAUAGAUAGAUUUUUAUUGGCAGCUAUACACAACACCUAAUCUGAUCUUUUCAAAUACAUUUUCACACAACUAUCUACUUAGCGUAAUGCACUCACUUUUCUUUUGUGUAUUUGAAGCACCUAAACAAAACUUUACUUCAGAGCAUGAGUAAUCUGUAAAACAUUGAGAUUGGACACACUAGUACAAUAAAAAAAAAAAGGUUUCUUUUACUUUUUCUAUCUGAUGAUAAAAGUUGGAUAUAGUUAAAAAAAAAAAAGAAAGGUUGUGGUAUUUUGAGAUUGACUCUGUACAUUGAAGUGUCUUUGUUUGGUGAAAUAUUAUGUGGCUUCUUCAGAAGAUGAAGUUUCCCAUUGACACCUGUUCACUUUGGGGUUUCCGGCCUCCUGGAGCACCAGUAAUGUACUGUAUGGGCACUGUUGUGUGUGUGCUGUAAACAUACGUGUGUGUCCGGUCUAGAUUUGUGCCUUGAUUCUUUGUGAAUCACCAGCUCCUCUUCUGGAGAUGACUGUAUCAUCUGUCCCAGGUCAUGUUUACAGAGAGACUGUGGCGAUCACUUUGAGUUAAACUUCCACAUAAAUAACCCACCAGUGUUCAGAGACAUGAACAUGUGCUGCUACUCAAAGGUUUGAGCUGCAGCACAUUUACAGAGCAUUGAUCAUAUAUCUCCUGUGUAAAGCAAUAGUCUUGCUCUAAGGCGAUCUCCUCAGUUUACUCUGAAGCAUGACUUGUUUGUUUGCCUUUUAGUGCAGAAUGUCAUUCUACCAAACCAGUCCUUUGACCUGUGUUUAGUGUCUGAUCUGAUAUAGGUUUGAGGGAAGAAGAGACAGCAGCAUAAAGCAGUGUGAGUGCAUAGGGCAAACACAGAUAAAUCUAUUUUUGUUAUUUUUUACUUUGUACAAACAGUUUGUUGUAAUUACCUCAAUCAAAACCUAUUUUACUGUCUAAAGGUCUAAUGUUGUAAAAUACAAUUAUUUUAUGUAGUAUAAAAUUCUACAGUUUUAUAAAAGGAAAAUAAUGUUGGCUCAGAAGAUGUUGGUUAAUUGUGGAUUUUGUUUGCUUUAUUGGUUUUGUCGUCUAAUAUUUUUGAAGGGCAUUUUGGGUUUUUACUCACUAACCCCUAUUGACAAGACAGGAGCUCUUUGCUUUGCCUGUCUCAAAAGUGUUUUAAUUUCUCUGGUAAAAAGCUGUCCAAAUUCACUUUGGCAUAAAGCUAAUUGACUAGAGAAUGACUCCCUUCAUUUCAACUUUGAUUAUUGUAGGGAAUCCUAGUUCUAUAACAUCCUACUUUAACAAAUACAGUUAAAAUGUGUGUCAGGGCUUUUGGCAUUACAAAGGGAACAAAAUGUCCUGUCAGAAUGCAUUUUAAAUGUGUUUGUUAUAAUCAUGUUUUAUUCUCCACUGUUGAUGGAUGGAAUCCGUUUGUAAAUAAUACUGAUUAAAUUAAUUUAAGAAUGUU
Boleophthalmus pectinirostris (great blue-spotted mudskipper) is the source of this 5228-nucleotide messenger RNA. RefSeq names its product myotubularin 1 (gene mtm1). NCBI's taxonomy places the organism in Eukaryota, Metazoa, Chordata, Actinopteri, Gobiiformes, Gobiidae. Bases 145 to 1965 code for a protein of 606 amino acids. Gene Ontology annotation, molecular function: phosphatidylinositol-3,5-bisphosphate 3-phosphatase activity. Gene Ontology annotation, cellular component: plasma membrane. Gene Ontology annotation, biological process: negative regulation of autophagosome assembly; dephosphorylation; mitochondrion distribution. The record is from RefSeq and is a predicted model, not a curated record. The transcript has 16 exons.